ACGGAGGACAUUAUAAAACCCGAACUUUAAGUCUCACAGAACUCACUCUGGCGUGAAGCGAUGGAGGACAAGUACCGAACUUACUUGCAUGGAGACGCAGAGAAGAACACCGAAUGGAGAUUCGGUGCCCCUCCUAAUUAUGACGUUGUCAACAAGCUCUUCGAAGAAGGCAGAACCAAGGUAUGGCCUCCGGGUUCGCUGGAGGAGAAGGUGCAGACUCUCCUGAAGAACUGGGAAAUGGAACUUUUCCACAAGGCAGAUCUCCGCCAGUUCAGAUCAGUGGACCCUGAGAAAUAUACUUUCAGCCUGAACGGAAGGAAGCCUAUAAAUUUCGAAGAAAUAAUCAAGCUUGGAGGAGGGUAUAACCCGCUGCUGCAGACCUCCCUGCCGGACAGAUUCAAGUUAUACGAUCCCGAUGUAGAAACGGCAGAGUCAUCGCACAAGGCUUUUACAACAACCUUCCCACGAGGGUUCGCUCUGGAGAUUGUCCGAGCGUAUUGUGGACCACCUGUGAUUGUUUUCAAGUUCAGGCACUGGGGUUACAUGGAGGGUCCUUUCAAGGGCCAUGCCCCAACUGGGGAAAAGAUUGAAUUAUAUGGAAUAGGCAUUUUCACGUUGGACGAGGAUGAGAAGGUAAUGAAGGUGGAGUUCUUUUACGAUCCUGCCGAACUGCUUGGACCUCUCUCGAAGGGCCCUGUCUCUGAUGCCUCUGAUGAAGAUGCCGUUUCGAGCUGUCCUAUCAUGAGGAGCACGGGGUAGAGCCCCCACAAGUAUCUACUCAAACCUAAGUAUAUUAUCGUUGGUCAAAAAAGACUUGAAUAAAUUAUCUGAGUGCUUUAAUCAGUUCAA
Prosopis cineraria is the source of this 849-nucleotide messenger RNA. RefSeq names its product pathogen-related protein-like. The transcript has 4 exons. NCBI's taxonomy places the organism in Eukaryota, Viridiplantae, Streptophyta, Magnoliopsida, Fabales, Fabaceae. The record is from RefSeq and is a predicted model, not a curated record. The coding region runs from base 61 to 759 and encodes 232 amino acids.